This is a messenger RNA of Iphiclides podalirius (scarce swallowtail), 588 nucleotides long. Lineage: Eukaryota; Metazoa; Arthropoda; Insecta; Lepidoptera; Papilionidae. The record is from the annotation of a GenBank genome assembly.
AUGAAUUAUUUAGUAACAGAAGGAUUUAAAGAAGCGGCAAUCAAGUUUCAGCAAGAAGCCGGCUUACAGGAGCCAGCACUCUGCAGUUCCCUGGAUGAGCGAAUAAUGAUCCGAGAAGCUGUCCAAAGUGGCCGUAUUCCAGAAGCCAUUGCAAUGGUCAAUGCACUCCAUCCAGAACUUCUGGAUAAUGACAGAUAUCUCUACUUCCAUUUGCAGCAACUUCAAUUGUUGGAGCUCAUCCGUGCGGGCCGCGCCGAGGAGGCGCUGUCAUUUGCGAGCGCAACGUUGGCGGAGGCAGGCGCGAGCGACCGGGCAGCGCUCGCCGAGCUGGAGCGUUCCUUGGCAUUACUCGCUUUCCCUGACCCGCACGCCUCGCCCUUCGCCGACCUUCUGUUGCCCGCGCACAGCCAAAAGAUUGCCAGUGAACUGAAUGCAGCAAUAUUGAAAAUGGAAAACCAAGAGUACACAAAUCCAAAGCUAUGCAGUCUCCUGAGGAUGAUCUUGUGGUCACAAAGUGAACUAGACAAACAUAAUGUCAAGUACCCAAAGAUGACAGAUUUAGCAAAUGCUACUAUAGAACAGCCAAAG